AUGGGGAUCAUUGGCUGUUUACAUAUAUGUGAUCUUACAUCACAGCUUGUUACAUUUCAUUGCUUUGCUUCUACUACCCAGUCACGUCAAGAAUCUCACAUAGCCUUGAAGCCUCUUUAUGUCUUCCUACUCUUAUUGAGUCGGAUUGCACGGGUUUGGGGGGGGGCCCUGGGGCUGUAG
Molecule: messenger RNA, 180 nt
Organism: Melampsora larici-populina 98AG31
Lineage: Eukaryota; Fungi; Basidiomycota; Pucciniomycetes; Pucciniales; Melampsoraceae
Exons: 1
Coding region: 1-180 (59 amino acids)
Source: RefSeq, a predicted model, not a curated record